This is a messenger RNA of Lasiodiplodia theobromae, 4143 nucleotides long. RefSeq lists its product as uncharacterized. NCBI's taxonomy places the organism in Eukaryota, Fungi, Ascomycota, Dothideomycetes, Botryosphaeriales, Botryosphaeriaceae. The record is from RefSeq and is a predicted model, not a curated record. The transcript has a single exon. The coding region runs from base 1 to 4143 and encodes 1380 amino acids.
AUGCGCGGCAACUUUCUCAUUGCUGCCCUCGCGGGUGCCGGAGCUGUCACCGCGACAAGCUCCAUCCGCUACACAAACUCGACUUCCUCUGCCGUUAUCCAAGCUCAGCAGCUCAACAGCAACAAGCAGGAGUCUGACGCCGGUGUCUACCACACCACCGUCAUCGACACCAUCUACAGGACGGCGUUGACGACCAAGGUUGAGACCACGGUCGCGACCCAGACCCAGACUGCCUAUGUCAUCACCACCGGCCUGCCCUGCCUGGCUGGCAGCGGUGGCCAGGGCUCUUCUUCUGGUUCUGCUGGCUCUGGUUCUGGUUCCGGUUCCGGUUCGGGCAGCGGCUCGUUCGGUUCGGGUUCCGGCUCUGGCAGCUACUCGUUGUCGGGUUCUAGCUACAGCUCCGGCUCUUCCGGCUCCUCCGGCUCGGGUUCAGGCUCUGGUGGUAACUCACUGUCUGGCUCUGGGUCCAACUCGGGCUCGGGCUAUAGCUCUGGCUCUGGUUCUUCCAGCUACAGCUACAGCUCCGGCUCUAGCUACAGCUCCAGUUCUGGCUACAGCUCUGGAUCUGGCAACGGCUUGAGCUCCGGCUCUGGAUCGUCUAACAGCGGCUCUUCCAAGUCCAUUGUUCAGUCCGGAUCCAGCGACGUUGUUCUCAACGAAUCUUCUUGGACCACCGUUGCCGGCCCCAUCACCACAUUGCAGCCCGCUACCCCACCGGGCCACGACGCUUCCGUUCUCACGCACUUGGCUCCUAAGGAUACUGGCUCCUUCUACUUCAACGAGGGCAGCUCUUCCACUACUACUCAGACCAACUCCACUGCCGGGUCCUCAAGCACUGGUGGUUCUUCCAGCUCUAGCUCCUCUGGCUCUAGCUCCGGCUCUUCUAGCUCCGGUUCUUCCAGCUCCGGUUCUGGCUCUUCCAGCUCUGGUUCUUCCAGCUCUGGCUCUUCCAGUUCUGGCAGCUCUUCCAGCACUGGCAGCUCGUCAAGCGCCGAUGGUUCGCUCUUCGCUCUUAUGAAGGCUAACUUCACCUACCCCUCGGUUAUUCUUGACAACUCUGCGUACAUUACGAGAAUCUCGGUCAUCUCCGGUGGCCUGGAGGUUGACUUUGCGACUGCUGAGGCCUUCCAGUAUGCUCAGCGUGCUUGGGGAAGCACCACGGGAUGGGUUGUUGUCACUUCCAGUGUGGCUGGCGUCAACGCGACUGUUGGCCAGCAUACUUACUGGUUGGUUUCUAGCGAGACUUUCACUGAAAGCAGCCACAGCUGCACCUUGAACUGCGCGGAGAUUCCUAUCGAACAGGCUAUCGGUGAUGUUGAAGUCAAAUGGGGAACUGUUCUCCCCACUGACGGCUCUGUCAACGGCACCACUUCCCUGAGCGGCAACUCUACUCUCUCUACCAGCGGUUCUGUCUUCUCCAACUCGACUGGCGGUAGCAGCACUUCUCAGUCCGGUUCUUCGUCCUCCUGCGGUGCUCCCCCUGAGGCCACCAUCUCUGGCUUCCCCACUGCUCCCUGUGGCGAUGACUUCGACAAGGUUCUUGAUGACAAGCUCGGUUACUACGACUUCGACAGCGAUUUCAGCUCCAGCCUGCAGGACUUUGCCCCCGGCCUUGGCGACUACUCUGAGGAUGACUAUGAUUAUGACGACACUGCCGAGACCAGCACCAAGCUCCGCCGCCGCUCCUAUGGCAGCCCUGCCGCCCGUGCCAGCGCCAUCGUUCGGAAGCGCUGGAGCCUUAAGUCUCUCAUCAAGAAGAUUGCGCCGAAGGCCAUUUCUCAGGCCAUCGACAAGGUUGACAAGAAGCUCGACGAUCUCAAGAACAUGGCCAUCAAGGUUGCUGAUAAGUACACCAACGGCGCUGUCUCCAAGGGUAUCAAGUUCAUCAACGAUAAGAUCGACAGCCUGACGACGGCCAAGCCCGAAGGUAACUUCAACAUCAACCUUACGCCCAGCAACAAGGUCGACUCCAAGUACUGGGGCAGCCAGUACCAGCUCUACCACGGCUCCGCCAGCGGUGCGCUGACUGGCACCGUCGACCUCUACUGCGUCGACUGCGGUAUCACCGGUAACGCACACGUUGCGGGUGAGAUUGGUUUCUCUCUUCUUGGUGGCGGCUUCAACAAGGGUAGCGUGACGAUUGAUGGCAGCGCCAAGGCUGCUCUCUACUUGGGUCUUGCGGCGGAUGGCACGUACAACAACAAGUUCAAGAAGAACAUUGCCUCGUACGGUGCUCCGGGCUUCUCCAUCCCCAACGUCAUCUCUGUUGGCCCCGUCAUGACCAUGGACGCGUCGCUGACGCUCGACAUCAAGGCCCAGGGCCAGAUCCUCGUCGGUGCCGAGGCUGCCAUCACUAACUUCUACGCGAAACUGGACAUUGUGAACAAGGACCAGACUACCAUCAAGAACUUCAAGCCCACCUUCACGACCAAGUUCACCGCUUCUGGCGAGAUUAGUGCUGAUGCCCGCGUCGGCCUGCCCCUGACUGUCGGUGUCGGCCUCGAGAUCACCCCGCUCAAGUACCGCAAGCUGAUCUCCAUCACCAACGAGCCUUACGUCGCUGCCAGCGCCAAGUAUGCUUACGACAGCAUCAACCCUGGCACUUGCAACGGUGGUGUCUCGUACGCGCUGACUCUCGGUGACGAGCUGAGCAUGGACUUCUUCGGCCUGUCCCAGUCGACCAUCUGGAAGGCGGACGCUCAGGCUAUGGCUGCGCAGUGUGUUCUCCUCCCCGGUGGCAGUAGCAGCACUGGCUCUUCUUCUACUGCCUCGACCACCAGCGGUUCAACCGUUACUGACGGCUCUGCGUCUUCCGGCUCGACUGCCACCGCUGACGGUUCUUCCACCUCGGGCUCGACCUCUACUGAUGGUUCUUCCACCUCGGGCUCGACUACUACUGAUGGUUCUUCCACUUCGGGCUCGACCACCACCGAUGGCUCUACUACCUCUGGCUCUACUGAGGGUUCGACCAGCUCUGGCUCCACGACCACCGAGGGCUCUACCAGCUCUAGUUCCACCAGCACUGAGGGCUCUACCAGCUCUGGUUCCACGAGCACUGAGGGCUCUGCCAGCUCUGGCUCGACUACUACUGAAGGCUCCACCAGCUCUGACUCGACCACCAGCGAGGGCUCUACCAGUGCUGACUCGACUAGCACUGACGGCUCUGCUAGCUCCGGUUCUACCACGACUGAAGGCUCGACCAGCUCUGGCUCCACUGACGACUCUGCCAACACCAGCUCGACUGAUAGCUCGACUAGCACGGGUUCUACGGAUGCUUCUAGCACUGCCAGUGACAGCGAGAAUACCGGCACCACGGAGGAUUCUUCCAACCAGCAGACUUCGGACAGCACUGAGAGCUCCACUGCUACCAACAGCGAUGAUUCGACUCAGUCUUCUACCUCUGCCGGAUCGGACGAGGUCAAGACUGUCGAGGGCUCGACGACACCGGAUGAUUCUACGUCCAGCGACGAGUCUUCCAGCGUGUACAAGCGCCAGGAUUCGACUGACAGCGCCAGCACGACGAGCACCACCGACGCUUCUACCUCCACUGAUGGUGAUGAUGAUGGAAGCGCCCUGUCCAACGAUGCCCUCCUGAACAUCGCGACGGAUGAUGCUGACACCAACACCGACGGCUUCACCUACACGACUCUGACGGACACGACGGGCGCGUGGCACCUCUCGGCCGAUGAGGACACGGGAGUGCUCGGCCUGCAGGCGGUUGGCGACGCUGACGCCGGUCUCAACUUCGCGGCCUACUCCAACGUGGUUGUCUCGGACGAUGCCGACCGCGUCUUCAUCUACCACCCCGACGAGAUGGACAAGCUGGGCGCGUCGCGCUUCCGUCUUGCCGGCUCGGAUGAGAUUCCUAAGAACGCUGACAUCAUCACCCUGAUGCCCGUCGACGACUCGAGCACCACGACCAGCGGCGGCAUCGUCGUCGCGGUCGACUCGCAGGGCAACGCCUUCUACAUGGUUGUGUGCAAUGUCGAUGAUGACAGCACCAAGUUCUUCUUGGUCAGCGACCCCGAUGAGGGUGCUGCUACUCUGGAGAAGGAGGAGAUGAAGUGGGUCCUUGUCGGCGGUGUUGCUUCCGACUGCUCUGCCAUGGCCUUCACCGUUGGUGGUGGUCUCCAGGCUAUCUAA